GUUUAUAAGGCCCUCCCCCAAUUACAUUGCGUUUGUACUAGACUGGGAACGAAGGAAGUUAGUCCCUUGUGCGGAUCCGUCCUACCAUCCGGCUGUUUGGCUGCAGCAACAUGGCGGCGGUCUCAAUGUCAGUGGCGCUGAGGCAAGCGUUGUUGGGGAGAAGGACAGUGGCUACAGCUGCCGUUUCCACUUCCAGGGCUCUGACCAGGUUGUUGAGCACAUCCACAUGGAGGUUGGCGCAGGACCAAAUUCGAGACACGCAACUUAUAACAGUUGAUGAAAAAUUGGAUAUCACUACAUUAACUGGUGUUCCAGAAGAGCAUAUCAAAACUAGAAAAGUUAGGAUCUUUGUUCCUGCUCGCAACAACAUGCAGUCUGGAGUGAACAACACCAAGAAAUGGAAAAUGGAGUUUGAUACCAGGGAGCGAUGGGAAAACCCUUUGAUGGGUUGGGCAUCAACGGCUGAUCCCUUAUCCAACAUGGUUCUAACCUUCAGUACCAAAGAAGAUGCAGUUGCCUUUGCAGAAAAAAAUGGAUGGAGCUAUGACAUUGAAGAGCGGAAAGUUCCGAAACCGAAGUCCAAGUCUUACGGUGCAAACUUUUCUUGGAACAAAAGAACAAGAGUAUCCACAAAAUAGGUUGGACUGGCUAUAUCUCUGCGUUUGACUGUGAAUGAAGUCUUCUGUGUGGUAUUAAUAAUCCAUGUAUACAUCUCUCAAUCUAAUAAAUUUCACCUUUAAACUACAGAUAA
Molecule: messenger RNA, 751 nt
Organism: Chinchilla lanigera (long-tailed chinchilla)
Lineage: Eukaryota; Metazoa; Chordata; Mammalia; Rodentia; Chinchillidae
Gene: Ndufs4
Product: NADH dehydrogenase (ubiquinone) Fe-S protein 4, 18kDa (NADH-coenzyme Q reductase)
Exons: 5
Coding region: 111-638 (175 amino acids)
Biological process (GO): electron transport chain
Source: RefSeq, a predicted model, not a curated record